AUGACAAACUUUUAUUUCUACGUGAUCAGGUGUUUGCUCGUUGCAUCUGCGCUCAAGUGGCGCACGGCCACGUCACUGCCGGUGCACACGCAACUGAGCGCAGAAGAGUGCCCGAACUGCUCGGCGCUCUUUAUGAACCUCUUGACAAAUAUCAGGGGGAUCCUUAACAAUGAUGACGUUUUGUUUCACGGCAUCAAGUCUAACAAAACAACUGUGAGCAGCUUGGCUGAGACGCCGCAAGCCUGCGCACCGAACAUUCAACAGAAUUCCAACUGCAUGGCUCAAAGAAGUACACCCUUCAGUGAGAGUGAAUGUCUCAUGAGCAUCAUGAAGGACAUUGUCCACUAUGAGGCUCUCAUUGAGUCCUACCUCAAGUUGACUCUGAAACGCCCCAAAGAAGAAAAGGCUCUUCUGAGCCCGACCCUGAAAAUUAUUCAAAACCUGAAGAAUUGUUUCCUGAGAUUCAAUGGAGGGAUGAACCCUGCAGAGGAGGACAUGUCUCGUAUGUGGGUAGACGACAGCUACACUAACCGACUUGAGAUGUUCAAGUUGAUGAGAGGCUUCUACAUCAGAGUCAUCACCAUCAACCGUGCGAUGGGCUACAUCUCCUCGGGAGACCACCGGGUGUAAACGUGCCAGUUCUGAGGGAGAAAAAAAAACACAAUAUUCAAUGGCAAACAUUUGAAUCCAAAAUAAUACAUUACAUAAAAUAAUUGAAUGUGAAACAGUAAAACUUAAGCAAGUAGAUGGAACAAAAAGAUUUGAUCAAAAUUUCUUAUGUUGCCAGGCAGACUUUGUAGGGCACAAAUAUUUGUGCCCCAAAGUUUCUCAUUUAUACCCCUCUAUGGUGCAAUUUUAACAUUUGGAAAUGAACAAAGCUAAAGCUAACGUAGCUCAAAAUAGCACCACCCGCUCAUACGUAGUCAGUAGCCAUGUUGGCUAAUUUCUAUGUGAUUGUAUUCCAAAAUUUGGGAAGAGAGUAAAUACGUAUUCUAUUUAUUACAGUUAUUUAUUUCCUUGCUUGGGAUGUAUUUUUUUUAUAUUUAUAAUAAUUGCUCAAUUUGAGCCAUGUGAAUUCCUGAUGUGACAUGUUUACUGCUUUAUAAGUUUAACAUAGUCAUGCAACAAGCCAGCUCAUUUGUGUGCCUUUUAUUUUUUUUACA
Molecule: messenger RNA, 1163 nt
Organism: Syngnathus typhle (broad-nosed pipefish)
Lineage: Eukaryota; Metazoa; Chordata; Actinopteri; Syngnathiformes; Syngnathidae
Gene: il12a
Product: interleukin 12a
Exons: 7
Coding region: 1-630 (209 amino acids)
Biological process (GO): immune response
Cellular component (GO): extracellular region
Molecular function (GO): interleukin-12 receptor binding; growth factor activity
Source: RefSeq, a predicted model, not a curated record